Messenger RNA from Cheilinus undulatus (humphead wrasse), 900 nucleotides. RefSeq names its product troponin I, slow skeletal muscle-like. The record is from RefSeq and is a predicted model, not a curated record. Bases 97 to 666 code for a protein of 189 amino acids. Lineage: Eukaryota; Metazoa; Chordata; Actinopteri; Labriformes; Labridae. Gene Ontology annotation, cellular component: troponin complex. Gene Ontology annotation, biological process: muscle contraction. The transcript has 8 exons.
AUUGUCUCCAGCAGAGACUGUUGAAGCUCUGCACCACUACAGCCACUACAGACACCAAUUCACAGCUGAGGUGAGGAGCCCUACCGACCUGCAGAGAUGAAUCCCAAAGGGAAUAAGCCGAAGUGUAAGAUUUCGGCUUCACGCAAGCUCUCCCUAAAGAUGCUUCUCCUCACAAGAGCUUGUGAGGACUUGGAGAGGGAGACGCUGGAGAGAGAGGAGGAGAAGGUGCGCUAUCUAGGAGAGAAGUUACCCCCUCUGCAGCUGUCUGGAUUGCCACUUGAAGAGCUACAAAAUCUAUGCAAACAGCUUCAUGCUAAAAUAGAUGUUGUGGAUGAGGAGAGAUACGACUGUGAAUCCAAAGUCAACAAACACAACAAAGAUAUUCAUGAGCUGAAGCUGAAGGUUCAAGACCUCGGAGGAAAGUUUAAAAAGCCAGCUCUGAGGAAGGUGAGGGUGUCAGCAGACGAGAUGAUGCGAGCUCUCCUGGGCUCCAAACACAAGGGCUCCAUGGAUCUCCGAGCCAACCUCAAGUCUGUGAAGAAGGAGGAUGUAAAACAAGACAAGGUGCUCACUACUGAAGUUGGUGACUGGCGUAAAAACGUGGAGGCCAUGUCCGGCAUGGAGGGCCGCAAGAAGAUGUUUGAUACAGGCGGUGGAGCUCAGUGAUUCUCCAAAGAAGAACUAGGAGCAGGAAAAGAAAGUGUCUAGACAGAAAUAUGGCGUACCAGAAUGUUAGACUUAAAAUCUUCGGGAAUUACAUAGGGCUUUAGCUGUGCCUCCAUUUACCAGAUGGUGCAAUGACUCAAAGCACUUAAAGAAAAGUGUAGUUUGAGUAGAGAUCUGUUGUUUUUUUUAUUACUAAAGUGUUUUCUUAUGGCAUCUUUAGACAAUUAAAGUGGA